UAAGAAGGUAUCUCCCCUAAAACUACUCCAUAUAUAAAAAGUAACAUGUAUAAACUAUAGAAGUAACAUACCUAAACUAAAAAAAAGUACUUCGUCUAAAAUUAUAAAAAAAAGUAACAUGUCUAAACUAUAGAAUUAACAUACUUAAACUAAGAAGGUAUCUCCCCUAAAACUACUCCGUAUAAAAAAAGUAACAUGUAUAAACUAUAGAAGUAACAUACCUAAACUAAAAAAAGUAUCUUCUCUAACAUUAUAAAAAAAAGUAACAUGUCUAAACUACAGAAGUAACAUACCUAAAUUCGCAAGUGUGAACUUCUGUACCUUUGGGCUCUAAUCCUCUACUCAACUGCUCAACAUGCCGAACAGGGCCGGAGUACAGUAAAUCAGCAGUAAAAGUUGGGCCUAAUACUCCGGAUCAGUUAUUUGUAGACCCUAGCACUCUAAUUUCUGCCAAUAAAAUACCUUCCUUGAGCCCAUUUAUAGUAGAAAGUAAAAACCGCCAAUAAGAAAUUAAAUUGAAGAUAGAUUUUUGGAGAGGCGGGAAUUAAUAUUUCUACACCUUGCAAAUCGACGCCACUGAAACAGUAAACCGCUUCUUCUUCUCUUUUCCUAAAAAAUUGGAUUAAACGACGCCAUUGAAACAGUAAAACUGACGGCACAGAAACAGUAAAACCGACGGCGACGUUAGUCUUGAUGUUCUAUUAUGGGAUGGAGGGAUUAGAGAUGGAUGCUGAUGUAAAACCUCCGAAAAAAGAGUUUAUUCCCAAGACAUCGAUAUUUUCUUUGAAAGACAAAACACGUUUAAGAGAGAUUGAACAAGUUGAAGAUUGUUUUAUCUUAGAGUUUGAUCCUUAUGAAUCUGUUACUCCCUUUUCAACACUUUCGAAUCUACUAUAUGACCCUGAUGCUGAUCUUGCCAUUAUAAGUGAAAAGGCCGAGGUUGCGUGUAGGGAUUAUCCACAUGCAAGGCAUCUUUGUGCUAUUUACUCUUUUCACCACACUAGUCGCUACGUUCAUUGCAACAAGUGUUAUUGCUAUGUUUGUGACGCGCCAGCACCUUGUGUGCAAUGGAUGGAUCAAUCAACUUACUUCAUGCAUUGUGAAGCAACUCCUGAUGUUCAAAUAUGGAGAGACUUGAGGAACUCGGUUAAGAGAAGAAUAUAUGCUAGUUUUGAUGAAUGUUUUUCGCAAGUUGAUCAGCUAUGUUAUGAGGCUAACCACAAUAUCCACACUAGUCUCCAAACUCAAGGCAUCUGAACUUGUUGAUCCUACGACUUUUGCUUAUGAUUAUUUAUAGGCUCUUUUUAAGAGUGCUUAAUUAGAGUCGAAUCCUUAGUUUAACAUGCUUAUACUAUAGUGUUUGAUGUCAUAAGAUUUUCUGCGUAUUUAGUGUAUAGAUUAGACAUGCAUCAAAGAGUACUGUUGCUUUGUAAAUUUGUUUCUUUUUUGCCAUUUUUGCGCGCUAUUUAGAAAAAUACCACAUUUAUAAAAAAAUACU
Messenger RNA from Spinacia oleracea (spinach), 1498 nucleotides. RefSeq names its product RPM1 interacting protein 13-like. Lineage: Eukaryota; Viridiplantae; Streptophyta; Magnoliopsida; Caryophyllales; Amaranthaceae. The record is from RefSeq and is a predicted model, not a curated record. The coding region runs from base 694 to 1257 and encodes 187 amino acids. The transcript is spliced from 4 exons.